Messenger RNA from Morchella sextelata, 423 nucleotides. RefSeq lists its product as uncharacterized. Gene Ontology annotation, cellular component: cytosolic small ribosomal subunit; nucleolus; ribosome. The transcript is spliced from 4 exons. Gene Ontology annotation, biological process: translation. Bases 1 to 423 code for a protein of 140 amino acids. The record is from RefSeq and is a predicted model, not a curated record. Lineage: Eukaryota; Fungi; Ascomycota; Pezizomycetes; Pezizales; Morchellaceae. Gene Ontology annotation, molecular function: small ribosomal subunit rRNA binding; structural constituent of ribosome.
AUGGGUCGUCUUCACUCCAACGGAAAGGGUAUCUCUGCCUCCGCCAUCCCCUACUCUAGGACCCCCCCUAGCUGGCUCAAGACCACCCCCGACCAGGUCGUCGAGCAGAUCUGCAAGCUCGCCAAGAAGGGUGCCACCCCUUCGCAGAUUGGUGUUGUCCUCCGUGAUUCCCACGGAAUUGCCCAGGUCAAGGUUGUUACUGGUAACAAGAUCCUCCGUAUCUUGAAAGGAAACGGCCUCGCCCCCGAGAUCCCAGAGGACUUGUACAUGUUGAUCAAGAAGGCCGUCGCCGUCCGAAAGCACCUUGAGCGCAACCGCAAAGACAAGGACUCCAAGUUCCGUCUCAUUCUCAUCGAGUCCAGGAUCCACCGUCUUUCCCGCUACUACAAGACCGUCGGUGUCUUGCCCCCUGUCUGGAAAUAG